AUGAGUGAUUUAGAAUCUGUCAACUCUUUCAACUCACAAGACAGUACAUCCACGAAUUCGUCUUCAAUAGACGAACAACAACAACCUCAACAAUAUAUUCCAAAUACAACAACAACAACAACGACAAAUGGUGCUCAAUUAAAACUAACACGUACAGAAACCGUCAAAACAUUACAAGAUUUAGGUGUCACCCGUGAUGCUCCAGUACCGGACGUCAAUGCACCUCAAACUUCUGCAAGAAAUACAAUCUUCCCCGAAGAAUAUACAAUGGAAACCACUACAGGGUUAGUCCCAGUAUCUACAUUACAAUCUCUAGGUAGAACCGCGACAUCUAUUACACGUACAAGAACAAGACAAAUCGAACGUCGUUCCACAAGUGGCUUUUCCACGACUUCAAACUCCAAAGGUGAAGAAGAAGAAGAAGAAGAGGAGGAGGAAGAAGAGGAUACUAAAGAAGUCCCUGAAUUAGAUCCAGAAAUUGAAUUCGUUACCUUCGUUACAAAUGAUCCUGCUAAUCCACAUAAUUGGCCUUUAUGGAUCCGUUGGACAUAUACCAUCUUACUAUCCACUUUAGUUAUUUGUGUCGCUUAUGGAUCAGCUUGUAUCACUGGUGGUUUAGGUACAGUACAAGAUCAAUUCCACGUUGGGUUAGAAGCUGCUAUUUUAUCAUGUUCAUUGAUGGUCAUUGGGUUCUCAUUGGGUCCACUUAUUUGGUCUCCGGUUAGUGAUUUAUACGGGAGACAAGUAGCAUACUUCUUCUCAAUGGGACUUUACGUUAUCUUCAAUAUACCUUGUGCUUUGGCACCUAAUUUAGGGUGUUUACUAGCGUGUAGGUUUUUAUGCGGGGUUUGGUCCUCUUCAGGACUUUGUUUGGUCGGUGGUUCAAUUGCUGAUAUGUUCCCAAGUGAAACAAGAGGUAAAGCUAUUGCGUUUUUCGCAUUUUGUCCAUAUACAGGUCCUGUCUUAGGUCCUGUUGUAAACGGGUUCAUUUCUGUAUCAACUGGUAGAAUGGAUCUAAUUUUCUGGGUUAAUAUGGCAUUUGCUGGUGUUAUGUGGAUUAUUUCAUCUGCUAUCCCUGAAACGUAUGCUCCUGUGAUUUUAAAACGUCGUGCUGCAAAAUUAAGAAAGGAAACUGGCAACCCUAAAAUUAUGACUGAACAAGAAGCUCAAGGUAUUAGUUUCAAUGAAAUGAUGAAAGGUUGUGUUUUAAGACCAUUAAAAUUCUCAGUCACUGAACCAGUUUUAUUCGCAACAUGUUUUUAUGUCUGUUUGAUUUACUCUCUAUUAUAUGCAUUUUUCUUCGCAUAUCCUGUUAUUUUCAGCGAAAUGUACGGUUAUAAAGAUAAUUUUAUCGGUUUGAUGAUGUUACCAAUUUUGAUCGGUGCUACAUUUGCAUUAGCAUUUACCUUUUGGUGUGAAUCUAAAUACUUGGCACUCAUAAAAACUCGUAAGCCUACUCCUGAAGAUCGUUUACUUGGUGCCAAAAUUGGUGCUCCAUUUGCCGCUCUUGGGUUAUGGAUGUUAGGUGCUACUACUUAUAAUCAUCGUAUGUGGGUGGCUCCUGCAUCAUCAGGUAUACCUUUCGGAUUUGGUAUGGUUUUGAUUUAUUACUCAUUAAAUAACUAUAUCAUUGAUUGUUACGUUCAAUAUGCUUCAUCCGCAUUAGCUACCAAGGUUUUCUUAAGAUCUGCCGGUGGUGCUGCAUUCCCAUUAUUUACUACUCAAAUGUAUCAUAAAUUAGGCUUACAUUGGGCUUCUUGGUUACUAGCGUUCAUUUGUACCGCUAUGAUUGCAUUACCAUUUGGUUUCUCAUAUUAUGGUCAAGGGUUAAGACAUAAAUUAUCCAAAUAUGAUUAUUCCAUCGAUGCUGUCGAUGAUUAA
This is a messenger RNA of Naumovozyma dairenensis CBS 421, 1881 nucleotides long. It is a transcript of the gene TPO2, whose product is annotated as spermine transporter. Gene Ontology annotation, cellular component: fungal-type vacuole membrane. NCBI's taxonomy places the organism in Eukaryota, Fungi, Ascomycota, Saccharomycetes, Saccharomycetales, Saccharomycetaceae. The coding region runs from base 1 to 1881 and encodes 626 amino acids. Gene Ontology annotation, biological process: spermine transport; transmembrane transport. The transcript has a single exon. Gene Ontology annotation, molecular function: spermine transmembrane transporter activity. The record is from RefSeq and is a predicted model, not a curated record.